Rotaria sp. Silwood1 is the source of this 1446-nucleotide messenger RNA. The record is from the annotation of a GenBank genome assembly. NCBI's taxonomy places the organism in Eukaryota, Metazoa, Rotifera, Eurotatoria, Philodinida, Philodinidae.
AUGUUUCUUUUUAUAGCUUCUGGAAAACAUAUUAUUUACAAAACAGUACUUGGUGACAUGUAUGUAACUGAUAUGAAUCGUACAAAAGGCCAUAAAUCAUUAUUAAAUUAUGGUUGUUGGAAUCCAUCAUCAAAUUCUGAAGAAUUUAUGACUUGUGCUGAUGAUUGUACAUUACGUAUAUGGUCAUUAAAUAAACGUGAUCAACAAUUACAUGUUAUUCGUACAAAAGGUGAAUCGGGUCGUGAUGUACGAACAACAACUUGUACAUAUAAUCAAUCAUUAUAUCAUAAUGAGAAUUUAAAUUUAAUCGCUGCUGGUUGUGAUAAUGGUAGUAUACUUGUAUGGGAUCGUCGUCGAUCAUUUGUACAUGUUACAUUUAAAUGUUUAAAUGCACAUUUACAAAAUGAAUCAAUAACAUCAUUAAAAUGGUCAUAUGAUAAUCAAAUAUUAGCAUCAAGAUCAACUGAUCAUACACUUAAAUUAUGGGAUAUAAGAAAAUUUAAUCAAUGUUUAUCAUCUUAUGAAAAUAUUUAUAAUCAUUUUUCUAUGACAAAUAUAUCAUUUUCACCAAAUGAUAAAUAUCUUAUCACUGGUGUAUCAAAAUUGAUUAAUUCAACUAAUAAUGAUAAUCAUACAAAUGGAAAAUUAAUAAUAUUUAAUCGAAAUGAUUUAUCAAAAAUAUGUAAUGAAAUUACAUUUAAUGAUAGUGUAAUUCGAACAAUAUGGCAUCCAAAAUUAAAUCAAAUAUUUACGACAACCAAUAAUGGACUUAUUCGUGUAUUUUAUGAUGAACAACGAUCACCUAUGGCUGGUGUUCGUUUAUGUCUUAAUCGUAAAGAAAGAAAAUCUAAAGAUACAAAUGAUUUUAUUACAAAUAUUGAUCCAAUUCUAGCCUCUAGUUCGACUUCAGAUUCUAUACAUGAGCCAAACAAAAAGAUUUUUCCAGAAAAAAGAAAAGAAGAACAUAAAUCUUCUUCCUUACAUCAACAUCUUAUUCAAACAAUAGUAAAACCUAAUUUUAUAGAAAAAGAAGAUUCACGAGUUGAACUAUUGAAAUAUGCUAAAGAAGCUGAAUCUAAUCCAAAAUGGAUUACACCAGCUUAUGUACAUACACAACCUAAACCAAUAUUUCAACAACAGAUUGAGGAAGAAGAUGAAGACGAUGAUCUAUUACCAAUAAGAAUGCAUAUUUCAGUAGCGAACUAUGGUGAUACUGAAGAGUUAUUAACAAUUGAAAUAGCUCCUGAUCUUACAAUAAAAGAUUUAAAAGCUGUAAUUGAAUCUGAAUCUGAUUUUGGAAUAAAAGCAGAUGAAAUGAAUCUUUAUAUCGAUGGCAAAUUACUUCGUAAUGAAAAUAAAACACUUGAAGGAUCGAAUUUAAAAGAUUAUGAUGUUGUUACAUGUCAACGAAAACCACGUAUGUGUUUUUUAAGGGAUUGUGAUUGA